AUGGCAACCCCCAGCAGUCAAAUGGUUAUGUACCUGGUGCUACGAAGGGAUUUGCUGAAUGCCCCUCUGAGCUGGCCGAUCGGGGCCGUGGCAACGCAGGCAGCGCAUGCUGCCUCGGCAGCAAUGUGGAUAUUUAGAAAUGACCCAAACACCGAGGUCUAUACGAGCGAGCUGGAUUCUAUGCACAAGGUGACGCUUGGUGUGGAUAGCGAAGAAGAACUUGCAAAAGUGGUUACGAAGCUCGAGGAGAAGAAGCUUGAUCAUAAGGUCUGGAUCGAGGACAACAUGCGCGUCUGCGUGGCCCUGAAGCCCUACCCGAAGAAUGACGUCAAAAAUGUGAUCCGAUCGCUGAAGCUCUUC
Molecule: messenger RNA, 360 nt
Organism: Mesorhabditis spiculigera
Lineage: Eukaryota; Metazoa; Nematoda; Chromadorea; Rhabditida; Rhabditidae
Source: the annotation of a GenBank genome assembly